Macrosteles quadrilineatus (aster leafhopper) is the source of this 2303-nucleotide messenger RNA. RefSeq lists its product as uncharacterized. Bases 113 to 2200 code for a protein of 695 amino acids. The transcript is spliced from 26 exons. NCBI's taxonomy places the organism in Eukaryota, Metazoa, Arthropoda, Insecta, Hemiptera, Cicadellidae. The record is from RefSeq and is a predicted model, not a curated record.
UCUAUCAAUAUUUUGUUUUCUCUUAUUCAGUUUAUCUUAAAAUUCAAAGUUUAUUGUAAAUUAUGGUUAAUAAUUUUGCUUAGAAAAUUUACCCCACAGAAGUUUUACGAUCAUGGAGGGAUCACCGAACCAACCAAAUAUCACAGAACAGAAAAAGCACUACGAUGAUCGAAUAAGAGCAAUAGAAGAUGCAAUCUGCAAUCUUUGUGGUCCGUCAUGUGGAACAUGUACUCAAGAUGCCAGACAGCCGCCGGACGAAUCAUGGAUGGCUGAUGGACGAUUUCAUGCUGCUCAACAGGCUCCCAAGAAGACCGAGGGAAGAUGGGUAGCUGAGUCUCCAAGGCAGCCGGCAGGUGCUGCACAAUGUAACGCUGAAUUUCCCCCGCUGAGUCUAUUGUCCGUGGAGAAUGGUGCGACCAUGCCAGCCUACAACCCUGUCGACCAGCUGGUCUUGGAAAAGUCCACUUCAGUGUGUAGGCCUAAUGCAGUGUGCAGUACUGAACAGGAGCAGCAAAACAAGGUGGAAAAAGAUUUGAGCCUGGUCAUAAACGAGACUGAAUACAUGAUCAACUUUGGGUGCAAACAAGUCAGACAUUUGAAUGCUGUAACUCUUGAGCUGAAACUGUUGUUGACAUAUGAGCAGAAAAUUCUCAAACAAGUGGUCAAUAGAAUUGACAAAUUUAAAUUGCUUAGAGAAGAAAAUAAGAGAAAAGCAACAGAAUGGGAAAACAAAUACAAGGAGAAAACACCGGAAUACGAACGUUAUUCUGUUAUGUUGAUAAAUGUUCCGCAGACAGAAACAAUCAACGUAGAUGGAAUCCCAGGUCCCGUUCAGCAGAAAGUCCUGUUCCAAAUAGUGUCUCAGACCACCAACACAGCCAAUAGGGUGGUGGUACAUUUGUCCAUGGAAGAGGCUGUCGCGAACGACAUAGACUUGACUCUACAAGACAUGAAAAAACAUUGUGCUGUUAUGCUCAAACAAAUUGCCGGUUGGCUGAAAAUGCUCGAGGCUCAGAUUAAACAUCAAAACAUCGUUCUGGAUCGGUGGACUGAAUGCAAAAAUAUGCUUAAGGAUCUUAAAGUUCAGGGAGAAACAGAAAAAUUUGCAAACAACACUACUGAUGACAGUAAAAAUAUAACACAACAGUUGAAGCCAUAUGAAGAACGUUUAAAAAGAAUUGAAGAAGCCCUCUGCAAACUUACUGGACCUCCUUGUAUUAACUCUCCUCAACAAACAAUAUCAGACCCGUACGACCAACGCUUGAAAAUAAUAGAAGAGGCAAUCUGUAAAAUGAGCAAUCCUCAACAGUGCAAUACUUCUCCUUAUUUUGUCUGCCAAGUGCCUCAAGGAAAUUACAAUGAUUCUUUGUGUGAUCCAACAAGGGGAAUCAGUAAUAACGGAACACAGACCCAACAAUGUGUUUCACCUAGUCCGCAAGAGUGCAGUCCGCAACCUCACAACUUCUCGUCCAUCUCAGAUUGCUACAUUGAGGACCCUUACUUGCCCUCGCCAGUAUUGUUCCCAUCAUUUCCUUCACCUUGCCCUCCAUCUCCAUGCCCCGAAGUAUGCUCCCCUCAGAGUCAGAAUCCGCAAGGUGUGUGCCCUCCCCAUACUCCUGUGGACUACUUCGGGAACCCCAUUGGUUCCCAACAGAGCAACUCCUGCUGGGGCAGCCCCCCGGGCGCACAAAAUCAAGUGCCGACAUGCCCCUUGGAGUACAACGACCUGGGCGAACUGCGAAGAAACAGGGCACCACCAGGGACAUUUUCCGGCAUAGAUCUGGUAGACUGCCCUGGUAUGGGGUUCCCAGUACCCAAGGCAGCUCUAGAUAGAGGAGGCAGACUACCUGGACAGACUGUACCUUUGACUCCGCCACCGCCACCCCCUCCACACAUGGGGAGAUUCACACCCCUCGCCAUCAGUUCGCCUGUGAAAGGAGAUCCAGGAGUGUUAAGACCUCGUCAGCCAGUUACUCCUUUACCUCCGAAUCCACUGGGGGAGCAACCGAUGGACCCAGCUCUUCUUCCUAAGAUUCAAGAAGAUCUGCAAAAGUUAGCGGAGAGGAAUAAGAACUUGCAAGAGCUUGUCAACAACUUUAAGAGGAUUCGUGCAACACUGACUGAUGCGAUUGAUAAAGCAGUGAAACUCAACCAAAAACUGCAAAGGGAUCUGUACUAUGUAGCUGAAGCACACCGAUAGUACCAGGGGCUGAAAACAUUGAAUGUACAGGACUUAAUUUGAUUGAACGUAAAUACUCAAAACUAAUCAUGAAUGUAAACAAUUAAUAAAUGAUUUCAAUGCA